Molecule: messenger RNA, 723 nt
Organism: Scedosporium apiospermum
Lineage: Eukaryota; Fungi; Ascomycota; Sordariomycetes; Microascales; Microascaceae
Exons: 3
Coding region: 1-723 (240 amino acids)
Biological process (GO): positive regulation of DNA-templated transcription, elongation; positive regulation of transcription by RNA polymerase I
Cellular component (GO): CTDK-1 complex
Source: RefSeq, a predicted model, not a curated record
AUGGCGGAUCCUUUCGAGGUUCGCAUGCGCUUCACCAAGCAGUUACAACAGCUUAAUGCUUCUGUUACCGCGACCCAGAAGGCUGCACAAUAUGCCCUUAAAUACAAGGACAUGGAUGAGGAUCUCCACUCAUGCAUCGUGGAACAGCUUGAACAGAAUCGGAAUAUGAAUACCCGUGCAAACAUCAUGUAUUUCAUCGAGCAGUUUCUUCAGUUGGCUAGUAAGGAUGGCCAUGUGAACUAUGUUCGAAUGAUGCAGCGAGACAUCAUUAGAGUUGUUGAUGCUGUAGCCCCGGAUGAUGGAACCGGAUCUGCAAACGUCAAAGUGGUCAGGAAGGUAUUACAAGGACUCUGCAACAAAGGGUUCUUCCAACAAGAUCUGGUAUUGGAAAUAGAAGAGUGCCUCAAGGACAGAGUCACGAAAGACUUUUCACUGGAGUCCCCUGUCGCUAGUGACAGCCAGGCCGGUCGUCCAGCACCCAAGCACUCCACUUUCGAGGACGUCCGUCAGAUCGACCGCCGUAUAGAGGAGGACCGAGAGCGCCACAAGAGGCUUCGGGAGACAAUGUGGGCAGUUCCGGCUGGCCCUACCGACAAGCCUGAGUGGGAGAAGUUGUGGGAAGAAACGAGUGACUGGGGAUCCGACGAUGAUCUCAUGGCAAAAGAAGAGCGCGAGAUGAAAGAAAGGGAAUGGUCGUCGUAUUGUACCCACUAUAACGGCUAA